Messenger RNA from Porites lobata, 11901 nucleotides. The record is from the annotation of a GenBank genome assembly. Lineage: Eukaryota; Metazoa; Cnidaria; Anthozoa; Scleractinia; Poritidae.
UACAAUAAAGACCACGGUAGACUUUCUCUCAUUGGAAGCAAGAUGUCUACCGAGCACCAACUCCGUGUACAAUUCUUCUCGAUUUUCUUCAUAGUUGCUCUCAUUUACCAAGACACUGAAGGUAUGAACGACAGCUAAAUUGAUGUUUUUAUGUUAUUGAAGAACUGUUUUAUACAAACAUGCUCGUAAAAUUUUGAUUUAGUGAUGAAGAAGUGAAAGAUACAAGAAGGCUUUGAUUUCACGAAGGAUGAAGCAUUGUUCACAAGUAGUUACUUCUUAAUUAACACAGUACCUUUAUGGGUAAAAAAUGUCGAAUAGUUGCACAAUGGUACUUAAUAGUUUUUCUUGUGUGUACUACAGGAGUCAGCUUCAAAGCAGGAAAAUUCAAUGUGACCACAACUUUGAGUCUGUUUGCCUGUAAGAAUGUUUCUUUUGAGGAGCCUUUUAUCGGUGGACAAGAAAUUAAAAUCUUCAUUUCUAAAAGCCAUGCAACGAAAAGUUCUACUGGUGGAAAUGGCGCAGCAAUUUGGGUGGAAUCAGUGAAUAACAAGGCAUUUACUGUCUGUAUUUUGGAGUACGGAGAUGGCUUAAGUGGCACUUCGCAAGUGAACUGGAUGGCUCUGCAAUCUGUACCUACUGGCUUUCAACUAGGCACAGCUUCUUUAAACUCUUGGACUACGGGGACAAAGUGUAAAAGGGUCGCUUUUGAAAAGGUUUGAUUUGUUCAGUUCAUCGUUCUUUUAAUUUCGUUUCGUUUGCCUCCUAUGAAAACAAAAAUACUUUUAGCCUUUUUUGCUCUUCACACUCAUUAUUUCACAUGUCUGCUCAUAAAAAGUGCUAGAGUCAUGAGUUUCACCAUUUUUGACAACGUUGUUGUUGCUGCUAUUUCAGCCCGGAAGAUGUUACAUGUUUUCUUAGUAUUACCCUGUUAUCAAUCAUCUUACAGUUUUCUGUGUUUGUCAUAUUUUUUUGAGGAGAUGAAAAGUUUGAUUGAUUGACUGGGAUAGCCUAACAAAAUAAUGUUAAUAUUAUUGGGUAUGGCACCACUGGGAAACCGUGACGUCAUUAAUUUGGCUGCCAUAUUGCAUGCCAUCUUUUUUUGCUAAAAGUUGUCUUAAUGGCAUAAAAAGCGAGAAUUAAGUUUGAAGUAUGAUAUAAAUAAAAAUAUGGUUAUAUAUGUACUUUUCUUACAAAGAAAGUAACGUGCAUUUUUCCUAGAAGUCGCUCAGCCUUAUACUAUUUAUGACGUCUUAUCUUCCUAGCAUAGGAACCUUCCAUGACCAAAUGUUAGCGGAAUGUUGCUAAGGAAUAAAAUGAGCAGUUACUGGAAAGGAAAGGUUUAGGCUCAAAAUUUGUUUUUGAAAAUAUUGGCCAAAACCUGUCCGUCUCAACCACUUCAGUAGUUAAAUUUUAAGUUCUAAAUCUUCAGUCUCUUUCUUGUUCCUAAUUUUUUUUCACAGAAAAGAACAAAUUAUGAACAAGAAGGGGAUUAGAAUGAAGAAAACGAAAUAGAGCAGAAAAGAUGGGGCUUUAAAGGACCAGAAAGAGUAAACUGAAGCAGCUAAAGAAGAAAAUAUAUAACAAUUUAGAUCCAGAAAAUUAAACAACUUUAAAUCUGAGAAACAAGUGGGUCAAGUAAAUACAUUACCAACAUCGAAAUUCAUCGAUAAAGUAACAAACUAAUUAAAAGAUGGGAAAAAAAUCCACGGUUGAAGAAACCGAAAAAAACAAAAACAAAAACAAAAACAAAAAAACAGGGAACAAUAGUUUAUGUCAGGUAAAUUCAUUUACAAAGGAUGCAGGGAGCAAAGAAGGAAGCAAUAUAAUUUUUCAAAAAAGGUGGACAACACUGAAGCCAAUAAGGACGAUUAAAUUUUACUUAGAAACUUUGAAAAUCAAGGAAAUGUCAAAAAAUCAAAAGUAGUAAAUACCAAAUAUUGUUUCAGAAGAAAUAUAGAGGAUUAUAUUGCUGAUAAAGGUAAAAAAUCUGGCACGGAGUACCUCGCUCAUUUUUGAUAGAAAACUCUUUUUAUUUAUUCAAUUAGAUCUCACAUUCUAUUUUCAUUUAAACUUUUUAUCGAUAUUAGAUAAUUGUGAUUUUAUAAAUUAGCACUCUGAUCAAAUCGCUCUUGUCUUUAUUUGUUUUUUCUUCUUUUCUCGUUUUUGUAUUUGACCCUUUCUCUACUACAAAGCCAAAGAAAUAUACUUACAAAAACAUUCAAAUUUCCGUAUGCAAAAUCCUAAUAAAUAAAUUGUACUUUUGCAAAGGUCGAAUGACAAAGAAGAUCCAUAUAUGUCAAUGGUAACACUUAUAAUAGGUUUUCGCCCACAGAUUAUGUUAGAGAAUAAAAUUAUCUCCUCGUAGUGUGGUCUACGAGUGAGGUGCAACCUCGCUCCCGGGGCGAGGUUGAGUGAGGUGAUCACUGAUUUUCGUAAAUAGUUAAUUUAUUUGACGCUCCACUGUAUUAUCCCUGGAUCAGCAACAGAGCUGCUUUCUCGGGCGGACAUAUUACCUUCAACACUCCCCUGAAUGAUUUCUGUUUGCUGAAAAUACAUAAUUGAUGGAUGAUAUUAUUUCUCUACUUUUUCUCUUCUUCAGCUUUUCUUGGCCCUUCCAAAUAUCAUCGUUACAGCUCGUCACCAGGUUCUUAAAAGACCUCAAGACGCUUUGGCCGUGUGGGUGGAAGACUUGCGCAAGGACAGCUUUAAACUUUGUGCCAGAGAAACUAAGAUUUUUGAUGGAAUUCAUAAAAACAUUAAAGUAGUGAGUAAUAUUCCAGUUACUUGAUUUCUUCAACUACUUCUUGUUUUGUUAUUAGUGGUGUCUUUAAACGUGAUAGAACAAAUUUUAUAUUCUGUGAUCUUCGUAAUUUUAGAAACAACGAGUUAGAUUCAGAUUAAAAAGGGUUGCACCAGUUGCUCUAAACUGAUAUUUAACCAUAUGAAAUUUGGGGUUUUAUCUGUAACGAGUCGUGAAUACAUUCCAGAGACCUAUGUUUCCUUGUACUGCUACUCCUUUUCUUAUGAAAGCCAAUGUCUUAAUUUCUGAGUACUAAUUUUGAUUUUAGUAUCAUUUAAGCGCACUUUUAACUUUCAUAUGUGUCAGGACGCACGUGGCAUUUACAGCAUCAUUGUACAACUUCAUAUCUUUACUUCUUUCCUGCAGGAUUGGAUGGCUUUUAUCAAAUUGAAGACUGACAAUUUCUCCUUGACUAACAGUCUCGUGUUUACAAACAACAAGUCACCAUCAAACAAAAAAGACAACAACGCUGUCUGUCAGGUAUAUUGUCAUGUUUAAUGGUGUUCAACUUUGACCACUCUUGUUUUCCCCUUUCCUCUGCUUGUAUGUGUCAUUCAAAUUAUGGAUUUACUAAUAUCAGGGGCAACCACCUAUGUUUUUGUCCUAAAUACCUUGAAAACUCUUUUUAGCCUCUACAGAGCACUUUUAGAUCUCUAAAAAUGCAUGCUAAGUGGCCCUAUAAAAUUUGUAUCUGUUCGUGCAUCCUAGGGGAACUUGAGUCUUUUCGAAAUUCCAAGGGCUACAGGGUUAUUAUCCCGAAAAUGUUAUAUGCAAUUUAUUUGCGAAAGUGAAUAUUUUUCUGAUUCCUCUCUCCAUCACAUUUGUGAAUCCGAAAAGACAUGAAUAAUUGUAUCCUUUCAAAAGAAAGUCUCAUUUUCCACUUGUAUUUAGUUGGUAGGAGGACUGAAUCAGAAAAUGGAUGGUAACAUUUUAGAGUCUUACUUGGAAAGAAUCUAUCUAUUUCAAAUGAGAUUUAAUAUCAUUUGUUUUGUCCUGUUUUCAGAAAGUCAAGUUCCAGGAUGUCUUUUAUGCCCCUCCCGUUGUAUUGGUGUCUCCAAGACUUGGUUACAAUAACAACAAAUCACGUUUCUCAGGAUCCGAACAAUGCAAUGCAGUUACUGCCUGGGUUGAGGUUAGAAACAUAAAGUCUCCUUACUCUUCUUGUGGUUCUAAUGAAGGGAAUUUUUUUAAAAGUCAAUAACUUUUUCCUGAUUGAUCGUUGAUUGAUCGUUAUUCCUGAUUGAUCGUUGCCCUUUCACUCACGUUAAAAACCUAGAUUUUUCCAACAACGUAUAGUCUACAGGGGUUGAUAUUACUAAUUUUAGUUUCUAGUUUUCAUAUAAAUAUGGCGAAUAUCGUUCAAUAUAAAAAAUUUUCUGCAGACUUGUCAGAUGAAAACUGACCGUUUACUAGUUUUGUACUCGUUUGGUUCUUUAAAAUGGAGGACUUAGAAAUUUUAGUAUCAUAGGUUCUUAACAAUUGCUAUAUGCGAAUUGUUACUCUACUUGCACUAAUCCUAAUAUUUACUAUCAAUAAAUCGACAUCAAUAAAUCGACAAGUCAGUUGAAUUUGAAAACUUUGUUUUAUUACUUUUAGGUUUUACUAACAUAAAAUGAGAACCUUUACUCUAGUGCAACAAAAUGUUAUAUUAUGUGGAAUGUGAACUUAAAGUAUUUCUUUCGUUAUUUUGGAAUAUGCUUAGAAUACAUCUACAAACGAAACAGAAGUGUGUGUGAGAAGCUACAACAAUGACGCCAACGAUAAGGAUAUCAUAAAGGUCGAUUAUAUGGUAAUUGGAGGUACGUAAUAAAUUAUGUAACGUAAAAUGAGGGAACAGUAACGACUUUCAUCUGUAGACAAUCAAGGUGCUCUCCUAACAAUUAAUACAUAAUAGUGAUUAACUGUACAAUACAAAAAUGUAUAUGUUUCGAUCAAAUUUUAUCCUGAAUUAAAGUUCUUUAAUUUCCAUUGUUUCAAAUCAUUCAGAUUAUACAUUACAAGGCCCCAAAACCAAAGAAAGUGAGAUUAAAAGCUAAGUUAAAAUCAGGCCUCGUAGCUGGGGUUUGAGAAGGGGUGUUGGUACUGAUACGAAUAUUUCUUAACAGCGGGAAAUACUGCGAGCGCCAAAGGCGCGAGCCCCUAGGGGUUUCUUCAGGCAAUUGCUCCCCCAGAAAAUUUCGAAAUCUAGAAUACUGGAAAUACUAUUUUCAGGAUUCAGUAGUCUCAACAUGAAUAUUUCAAACGUGAUCAAGUCUAAGAUAACAGGUACUUUUGGUCAUGACAACAAUAUUUUCGUUUGACUUGGAGCAUUCACACAUAGUGAUACAUACCGGCUAAGUACACGAAACGUUUUACAAAUUCGACGUGUGCUGCAAGGUAUCUCGGAGCGAAAGCUUAAGGUCUCGGUAAAGGAAAACGAGGUGCCCACAGAAAAAAAUUCUAGUCGCGCGAGUAUUUUCGCUACAAAGGCAAGUUAUAUAUCAAAUUAAAGCUAAAAGACUAAGUUACCUUAUAAAAGAUUUUAUUUCAUCGAAUUUCAAAAGGCGCUUAAGUUUUUUGCUCUCGAACUCAGAGGUAUCGAGUUUACUGCUGAAGCUCCAGCCCUUUCGCGUUGUUAAAUAUUCACUUCCUUUUUAUUGCAUCUGAUUGACAGAUAAAAGACCUAAAAAAGAGUGUGAGGAAAUUUGCAUAUGUCUCGUAUUAGCGGAAUUAUUGCAUUUCAAACUAAAAAGUCGAAUCUCGAGCGCGAUUUACGCAAAGAAACUGACAUAGAAAAAGUUACUAAGGGAAAUCGGAAAAUUCCUCACACGCUUUUUGAGUCUAUAUCAUUAUCCAUCAUAUCUGAAAGUUUCAAAGCGAUAGCUUAUAACCUGUCCCGACUGGAGGUCGGAGAAUUUUGAUUUUUGCGUCUAAAAUAGAGUGACAGAAAAUCAGCUUUAAAGAUUUAGCGCGAGGUCCACGCUUGGCUGGUUAGCUCAGAAAAGGCUCAUUUUAGAAGGGUUAAAAAGCACUUUCUGAUUUUCUUUUUCUGCCAAAAUAAAAUUUAGGACCCAUUCAUGCCAAAAAUCCAAAAAAAAACAAAAUCGAGCAAUGUACUAAAAUUUUCAUUUACCGAGACCUUAAGCCCCCCAGUUCCCCGGCUCCGCUCUGUUUGUACUUGAUAUACAUGAUAGCCAGUGAGAAAAGCCUAGCCUCACCCAUGGCACAUCUCGUGUAAUUGUUUUAGCCUUCUCUUUGAGCUGAUUGAACGCUCGCAUUCGCACGAUGUCACGGGGAGAGUAGCCGCAAUCUUGAGAAGAAUGUACGAGUUAGAAAAAUCAUCAGGAUCACAUGCUUUCAAGGACGCAGCGCAUGAAUGAGCCGUAAUUAUCCUAGCUUGCACCUUCAUCUUCCAACGCUCAAAUUAAAUUACUAAGUCAGUUAGCUGCUGAGCAGUGAUUUGGCUUUCCUGAAUUACAGAUGGAACUAACCCGAGCAGCUUACUGACCCUCACUGGCUAUCAUGCAUAUCAAGUACCAUAUGCUUAUAGAUCUGGCCUCAGUUGUUCAAAAGCUAGAUAGCGCUAUCCAGCGGAUAAACCUCUGUCCAGUGGAUAGUGCAAUUGGUUUCUCUAAGAUGUAUCCACUGGGUAGUGAUUUAUCCGUUCGAUAGCGCUAUCCAGCUUUUGAACAACUGGGACCUGGACGAAGUUGUCAAUUUAUUUGAAGGCCCAAUAUAUCCUAGUGCCCUAGUAUUAUAUGUAGUAAAAAUUAUCCCGCCAUUGAGGUUAUUUCCUUAACAGGCGUUCCGUAUUUGACAAAUGGAGUCUCGAAAGACGAAAGGCAGGGAAUACGAUUUUCGGGGGACCUAGGUGAUACGUGUUUAAUACAAAUUGACGUUUGACGCUGCUUUCAGUACAAAAACAGCGGAGCCGGGGAACGGGGGCGCUUAAGCUUUUGCUCCGAGAUACCUUGCAGCACACGUCGAGUUUUGUAAAACAUUUUGUGUACUUAGCCGGUAUGUAUCACUAUGUAGGGAAAACAAACUUUGAGUGUUUUUAGUCCUCCAUCGAACCCCCUCCUACGCGCCUGAAAACUCAGCAAUAUACGACAUCAUAUGGAAGCGCUCAUGUGCUUUAGGCUGUGUUCACAUUAUACCGCGGGGUAUCUUUUCAUGGCGCCACGAGAAGCUAUCCUGUAUAUUGUGUGAACACCUACAUGUAUCCUCUCUUUGUCACAGAAAUCACGCCGCCACAACGGUUUUUUUGUGUGAACAGAAGUCCUAUCAGAUAUGGUUCUCGUGGCGGCGCACAAGCUAUCCGGUAUAGUGUGAACAUAGCCUUAACUUUUAUCCAGUUCCCUGAUAACUCAAAAUUCCAGGCUGUUUCAUCUAUUGACGAAUUCGAAAUGAAUGAAUCUGAAAUAUUUAAUGAUGCCAUCGAUUCCAACAAUUGAAUGUUUGUCUUUUAGAUUUGGAUCCUUGUAUAGAUGUAACAUGUCAUUAUCACAGUCUGUGUAAGGCUUUUGGACCUAAUGAUGCACGCUGUGUGUGUUUGGAAAGCUGUCCGACUUACAAAGAACCCGUAUGUUCAUCCAAUGGCACAACAUACGACAGCAAAUGUCUGUUUGAACAGGAAGUUUGUCUCAAUCGACUAAACUUUACCGUACAACAUCCUGGCAGCUGUGAAGGUCAGCAGUUUCGUUGCCUUUUUUUUAGUGGCCAACGUGCACCUUUUCACUGAAUCCUGUUAACCUUGUUGGACUGAUAGUGAAAUUUUCGUUUACUUCAUUUCCGUUUACUUUCCCAAUUCUUGGGCGCCAAUAGUUGCUUGCGCCAACAAGGGAUUUAAGUUUGUUACUAUAAGCCUAUAACUAAUCUUUACAACUCCUUUUUAGGAUUUCCUCUUCAGCGUGGUCGCCUUCACAUGGCCCAUAUUCCAUCUCUAGGUUAUUCUCACUGUCAAGUAAUUCGUUUCGAGCCUUUUGUGUUUUAUCCUGACAAAUCCAUUGAAGUGCAGAUAACUGUCAAUCAUAUGGAUACCAGUGACAAAUCGUAUGUCCAUGACGCGGCGGUAUCGUGGAUUGAAAAUGUCAAUAACGGCGGAUUUACUGCCUGUGUGAUGGCAGCCGGAUAUAACGAACGAACGUCGUAUGCUAACGUGACAGUUGAUUGGAUGGCGUAUCAAGGUGCUCCAAUGGGUGGCGUGACUGGUGAACUGCGCAUGUCACAGUGGUGGACAGGGACGACUUGUGCAACUGUCAAAUUCCCCACUGUAAGUUGCCCUGAUCUAUUUCUGAACGUUCUCUUUUUCAAAGCUUUUAUGGUUAUAUAUAUCAUUCACGACAGUUGAACGUUUGGAAGUCUUGUCAAAUUACAGUUCAGGGUGCUUUAUAGUUGUGAGAAAAUGCUAAACAUUACAAUAGUUAAUGAAAUGGAAUAAAAUAUAUAAAGUGAUCGUUCUUUCACUAUUUAACCACAUUUACUUAUCUAACUGUGUUCGAAGAAGUGAAACAUAACGUUCAAACUGCCGCUUUUAAUAACUUUGCUGAGUCUAUAAAGAUCACCAUUCUUUCUUUGAAUUGUUAAUAAAGUAGAUAAAUAAAAAAAAAAUAAAGAAAUAAAUAAGAACAGAUGAUAAUAAUAAUUUUAAAUAGAAGCAUUUUAUCAAAAUGACAAUUUUUCUGUGCUAUAUGCAGAGGAAAUGUUCAGUCAAACCUUCAGUCUUUGUGACGUCAAAGCAUUACAAUCCAGGACUAAAACGUGACGCUGCAAGUGUAUGGAUUGAAGAUGUAACAAAAUCAUCUUGUAAAGUUUGUAUGAGAGAACUGCAGAAUUAUGCUGGAUCGCACCGAGAUAUUUUUGUGGUAAGUAUAAUGUAUCCUUAAGUGAAUGUCAAACAUGGAUCAUGCAUUGGGCUGCCACGGGCUUUAUAAGUUACAGGUAAUUCUACGGAUACCCUUAAAAAGAACAGCCCGUAGUUAUCAUAGGUCGCGCAACUCCGCAAAUUCAUUUUAGGAUUAGUUAUUAAAAGGCGCCAUUCUUCACCUUCACACCUCAUACCCAUUGCUUUUUAUUAUUUAUCUAUGCAUGCCGGUCGAUUAACGAGAAAUAACAAGUUUUUGAUUUUACUUUCAGAAUUGGCUGGCCUUUUCGGAUCUUCCCAACCCUCCCUUUUCAGAACAUAACUCGAUCUACUUUGCAAAUGAUAAACCUCCCAACAGCAGACAUUAUAAUGCAUUUUGCAAGGUCAGUAUCAGCGUUUGAGUUUGAAUCCAAAUCUCAGUGAAAAAGCCGUUUUCUACCAUCUGAUGGUAGUUAUCAAAUUUUACUUUCAGACCAUUAAAGGGAAGCUGUUUAGACCUGUAAAAGUCUUAGCAAUGUACAUAAUACUGACAAUUCCAUAGGUCACACAUUCGCUACUUCUAUACCUCAGUCACCUCUAUGAUGAAGUCUGUCCAUUUGGUGUUUGUAUGCAUUGAAUAGUUUUAAGAAUUAAAUGUAAGUAUUCUGUGAAAGGAGAAUGAUAGAGCAAAAGCACAAAACCCAUUUGAAUGGCAAUUUCAGGUUAUGAAAGGUUUAGAGUUUAGUUGCAGCCUAUGUUUCAAAGGGCUUCUUGUGCCGAGCUGAGUGAAUUCAACUAACGUUGGCCUCAAAAUCUGUUUCGUCUUUCUGUAUUUGUUUCACAGAUUUGAGCUUCUCAGUUUGGAAGUGUACUUUACGUAAUGCCAGCCCAGUUUAUUGUAAACGUUGAUAUGGCACGCUUUUCCCAAAAUUUUAAACUCAAAGUUAAGAAUUAGUUAAUUCACGAUAAUCUCAAAAUCGUCAGGAAAACAAAAAGACCUCCUUUUUCAAAGGUGGAGCAAAGCCUAAUCAAAACAGAGGUUCUCAAAUUUCACUUUAUUUCCUUUUUACCCGUCUCUAGUCAAGGACACUUUAAGGUAGUAUCUAUGAACAGUAAAGUAAGAUUUAGUCAUCCAGACCUUACCAGAGGAUUCUAUCAAUACGAAAAAAGAACUGCUGGACUUGGAAGUAUUCUCUGUAGUUAUUUCUUAAUUAAUGAAUUAUCUGUCUCUAUAACUUGACUGUAUAACCUACAGAGUGAAAUAAAAAAAGAGGUGUGUGAAUUAGACGAUAUCUUGUUAACAAUUCCCCUUCAAGUUGAAAUAUUUUCUUUACCUUUUAUAGGAGGCAAUCUUUGCCAAAAGUUAUAACACAACGCCACACGUCUUCGUUUCUGCUUCUCACUCGACAAAAGGAGGGAAUCAAAGUCCAGUUCAUAACAGCAUAGCUGCCUGGGUAGAGGUUGGUAACUAGUGAUGUCAGGAUAUGAAAUUUCAUAUUAAAUUAAGAGUAGUAUAGUAGAGAACUAAUUAACCUUUUUGCGGACGAAUCUCGUUAUUCUGCUAAAGAAUACAUAAACACCGAUGAUGUAUCACCUUUUGUUUUUAUUACAUGAAUAGUAACCUGUGAAUAAUCGUAAUAAUAAUAAUAAUGCUUAUUUUAGUACUAAUGCUUAGUGCUUUUACAUACAGUAUAUUAGCAGUAAAGGCUUUCGGGUUUGUGUCAAAGAACUGUAUGAGGCAAAAUACGACCCACUCUUCAUAUCCCACAUAGUUUUGUCAGGUAAGAACUUUACUGUAAAAAGGAGAAGAUUUUUGGGGGUAUAUCUUUCAAUAUUGUCUCUUAUUUGUGACUCAAUGCCGUGAUUUAUAUUUACAGAUAUUUGCCCAAAUGGAUGGGAUUACUUCAAUGGAUACUGCUAUUUAACGAGCUCUGUAUGCGCACCUUGGGUGACUGCUGUGUCCAACUGUUCAGCUAUGAACUCACAUCUUGUAACAGUGCACAACCAAGAGGAAAAUGUCUACAUACAGCACCGUCACAAUGGCGAGCGAUCAUGGAUUGGCCUUAAUGACCGAAGCGUUGAGGGAUCGUUUGUGUGGACAAACAAAGAAAUAAUCAGUUUUCAGUUCUGGGCUCCGCAACAACCAAACAACUUGAAAAACGAAGACUGUGUCCACACCCUUGGUGCAGAGGAUGGCUACACUUGGAACGACGUGUCAUGUGAUAAAUGCUAUAACUAUACUUGUGUUCAAGGCAAGUUUUGAGUUGCCAUAGAAAAACUACAAAUCCAAACCUUUGUCACCUAUAACGAGGUUUGAAGAUCACUUCUGCAAUAGUGAGUUUUUAUGAUAAUUUUGUCGCCUUGUUGUUGAUCAGAAUUUUAUAAAGUCCGCAUGAAACUCUCUUCCAGGCAGUAGUCUAAAUAUUUAGGUAAAGGUAGGCCCUGUACUUAUCACUCUCAGUUAUUCCCCCCAAAAAAUUCCUCAUGUGAAUGAUAAUACCGCUACCAAGUAAGAUCACGGUGAUAAAAUGGUCUUCAUUGACUUUUGUUGUCUACUGCAGACAUUGACGAAUGCAUCAGCAAUUAUCACAGGUGUGAUCCAAACGCUGCUUGUCAGAAUACCGUGGGCUCCUACAUUUGCACUUGCAAAGCUGGAUUCUAUGGAAAUGGAAAAAAGUGCUUUGGUAAUUAUCACAAUCCUUUUUUUAUGUUUUCCCGACCUUUGCAUUCUGGUCGGCUGUUGAGUUAACAUAUUUACCCUUUAAGGCACUAUAUUUUCAUCCAAUAUGUGUGGAUCAGAACUUCAAGUUCUGAUCCAAACAUAUUGAAAAAACUAAACUAAGAAUUACAAUGGGCAUUCUCGGUCUUCGUUUUGACAAUUAAUUAGGCAGAUAGAAUAUCUGUUAAUAGCACAUUUAGGGUCCUGUCGGCUCCUUCUGGGAUCAGUUUUGACAUUUAAUAUGAUAUGUAUUUUUUUGUGCAACUUGUCCAUCAGUGGGUUUAAACUUAUUAUACAUUGCCGUACGUCAAAACAAAGUAGUAAAAAAUUACCAGCACAUAAUUUACUUAGUCAGGAUUCACUGACUACUCAGAUGAUCAUUUGUUUUCUCCGUCAUUAGAUACUGAUGAAUGCAGCAACAAAACCCAUACCUGCGAUGUGAAUGCGGUGUGUAGCAACACUCAAGGGUCUCACAACUGCACCUGCAAACCUGGAUACUCUGGAGAUGGAAAGAAAUGCAUUGCAAUUGGUAUGCAGCAUCCCUACAGAAUUCCUUUGAUA